This is a messenger RNA of Daphnia magna, 3387 nucleotides long. Its product is annotated as G1/S-specific cyclin-E. The record is from RefSeq and is a predicted model, not a curated record. NCBI's taxonomy places the organism in Eukaryota, Metazoa, Arthropoda, Branchiopoda, Diplostraca, Daphniidae. Gene Ontology annotation, molecular function: cyclin-dependent protein serine/threonine kinase regulator activity. Gene Ontology annotation, cellular component: nucleus; centrosome; cyclin E1-CDK2 complex. Gene Ontology annotation, biological process: G1/S transition of mitotic cell cycle; regulation of cyclin-dependent protein serine/threonine kinase activity.
AAAUGUUUCUGAAAACUAUUGAAGUGAUUGUCAAAAGUUUUGCGGAUGGCAGCACCGGAUGCGCCCCCGCUGGAUAAGUAAGUAUGGCCCAUCUGACGACGACAGUGGUGGCGCUGCGCCCCGGUUUUUUCCCUGCCUCUCUGGCCCCUCUUUUUCUUGUCCAUUCCCCGCGCGCGCUGCAAACGACACUCGUAUCCGCCAACGCCACUCGUUCACACCGAAGGUAACACAGAUCUCCAACUCGUUUUAAUCACUCUGGUUCAUCGCUACUAAAAUCGAAUUGCAUCGAUCGCUGGUCGAAAUGUUAAGCUUCACGAGCGUGUGAAAAUUUUGUCUAUCGGCCAAGCCGUUUAGAUUCAGUUGGGAUUUUUAGAACGAUACCAGAGUGCGACGACUUGUUGGACCCGCGCGCGUUUUUUCCCCAUUGUCCAUUGGGCGCCAAGUGCGCCGCCACCGUUGCUUUUCCAUCAUCCCCCACGACGAAUGUGUCAAAUCUUUGACGCUUUAUUUCUGCACUUUUUAAGUGUUUCUUUGUCAAGUGAUCGACAUCAACGCGUAGCAUUUUCAUUCCUCUAUCGAAUCCUGUAAGUAGAAUUGAAUCAAACUACAAUUUGUUCCAAUUAAACGGGUUUUUCUGCGAUGGCCUCAAGGCCUUGGACGUGGCCAUGGCCUCGUCUCGUGUCGGAAGCCGGUGGCGUUUCACUUUUAUUUUUUAAUGACAAGAAGCAAUUCGCUUUCGUUGAACUUGAUGGAUGUCACUUUCCCGAUGGACUAUUAUGCGUUUCCUAAAAUGGUUUCUUAAUUUUAAUCAUAUUGUUUCAGGUUUGACCAAAGGUGUAGAAGGAACUGACUGCCCUCAACUUAUUUCACUCUGUCUGAAUUUACUGGAAAAUGUCCAGGAGAGGAUGCAGAGUGACUAACAAGAGGGAAUCGCUACCAGGACAGAAGCUGCUACCUGUCAUCCUAAACCGAAAGCGCAAAUCUGAAACUCAUGUGGAGGAUUACGAGAAUGAUGUAAGGGGAAUGAGAGCAAGGCAACCAUGCCACCAGCAACAGGGAUGGGAGGAGAGUGCAGGAUGGGAGACAUCCAGUCAAUCAUCAUCAUCAGCUGCCAGCACUUCCACAUCAAACUUCCGUCGAUUGGCUGUUCCAUCGCAAGUUCUAACAUCGCGACUGAGUCCAUUUCCUAAAUUCAACUGGGCAGAUCCAGAUGAAGUUUGGAGUUCGUUGUGUCGCAAGGAUCGACUUUACAAGCGAAAUCACGACUACAUCCUGGCUCAUCCAUCUCUGCAGCCUCGAAUGAGAGCCAUACUUCUAGAUUGGCUAGUCGAGGUGUGCGAAGUGUACCGGUUGCAUCGCGAGACUUAUCAUCUUGCCUUGGACUUUGUGGAUCGUUACUUGGCUACUCAAAGUGACGUACCCAAGCAACAGCUCCAGUUGAUAGGUAUCGCAUCCUUGUUCAUCGCCGCCAAGAUUGAAGAAAUCUAUCCUCCCAAGUUAAACGAGUUUGCCUACGUCACUGACGGUGCGUGCAGCGAAGCAGAGAUUAUGAUGAAAGAACUGGUCAUUAUGAAAAGCCUCAAUUGGGAAUUGUCACCCGCCACGGCCAAUUGUUGGCUGGGAAUUUACAUGCAACUGGCCAACGCGCUUAAUGACAAGGAAGAAAUCGAAUCCAAAGAGAACAGUGGGAGCAAAAUGGAGACGAAACAAUUUUCAAGUCACACUUUUGUUCAAGCUGCUCGCCUUUUGGAUCUUUGCACAAUGGACAUUCUUAGCCUUCGCUAUCCGUACAGCGCCAUCGCCGCCGCUGCCAUGUACCAUGUCGUUGGCGAGCAAGUCGCUAUCGAAUGCUCUGGCUAUUCUUGGGAGGAUAUUUCUUCUUGCAUCUAUUGGAUGGCUCCAUUUGCUUUGACUCUGCGCGAAUCCGGUCCGGUGGAAAUCAAGACAUUUUCGCAAAUUCCUCUUGAGGAUACGCACAACAUCCAAACGCACAAUGUCGACCUCAGCAUUCUGGAAGCCGCUCAAAGCCGAUUGACAGAAUGUGGUGCGUCACCACCCAGUCCAGCGGUAGGGCCGCUGGGGAUGCUGACGCCUCCGCAAAGCAAGAACAAGGGUCGACUGAGCGCUCCACUUUCGCCGGUCAACAGCAACACCACUGCCAAUGCUGUUGUACUGACACCUUCCACCUUGAACUCGGAGAGCCCUCGAUGUUCCGUAAUGACCUCUGAGUGGAGUGACGAUAUUCAAUCGACCCAUUCGUAUUCAUAAUCAUUUUUAAUUCAUCGUUUUUAACGGGAUCAUUUUUGCGCGCGUUAUUGCUCGUUGUUCGAAGGGGCAUGGCUUCAAAAAAUCUUUUUUCUUUUUCGUUGUUGGAAGCUGGACGACCGCAAUAAGAGUGCCAUUCCUCUUUUUUUUUUUCCUUGUUACACAUAGAAAGAGAAAAGAUGUGGGAAACAUUUCCAUGUCACCGGUACUUAUUUGACGGAUUUAAUAAUUCCUUUUUUUUUUUUUCUCAUUUUCUUUUUAAAGGGAAAGGCAUUAUUAUUAAAAUCUUUUUCAUGAAAACCGAUUUAUGGGGGGUUAAUUCCUUUUAUUUUUGGUUUAUCAGAGAAUUAACGAAGCGCAUGCUAGUCUAGUCCUUUCAGUUGCAAUAAUGCCUUGGGUUGGGUGGGGUCGAAGCCAUUCUCAACUUGAACGCCGUACAGUUACCAUUCACAUCUCAAGGACGCCCUUUGCAUUUGAUUUCAUUUUUAUAUCAGCCGUUUUUUCUUUUUUUUUUUUUUUUUAUUACUUUUUCAUUUUUUUUUUUUUUCAUUUCAUUUUGUUUCGUUUCGAGAAAAAAGAACUGCCUAACCUAUUCGUCUUUUUUCGAAAGCGCAAUGUAUUUUAUGCGACUGACGACAUCGUCACUUCAAUUUUAGAUCCAUUUCUAGUACUGCAUACUUUUUGGUAAGUGUGUGUGACGAUUAACCUGCCCGUCACUUUUUUUUUACUUAGUGCCUAAUGCCUUAAUUUGAAUUGAUUCUCCCCCAUUUGAACGAAACAAUAAAGAUGUGCCAGACUUUGAACUAAAAGAAUGUUUAUGUCAGAAAACGACUUGAAAAAGAAAGUUGAAAGAGUUUGUGAACUCGAUUUGACAUCUGGACAUCUUUAUUCAUUCCUUUUCUCGUUUUAUCUGAAUUGUUCUCGCCCUUUUCUUGAAUCCAGCAUAUUGAACUGCCAUAUCUUGUACAUUUCUCCGUCAUGAAAUCACCAUCCAUUUUUACCAAUUUUCUUAAAUUUUUUUCCUGAAUAAUCCCAUUAUGAUUUUGCCAUGUCAUCACAUCAGUCUUAUCCCAAUUUUUGUCUCCCUAAGGUCAACAAAUAAACUAUAUUUCACUUACAAAA